GUCCAUUUCCAAGGAUAUGAGGCGGGACUGCUCAGAGCGUUUGGCGCCUGGUGCAGGAACACAGCAAGAGCGGCAUUGGAGACGGAUCGUCAUUGUCAGAGCAAGAGCAUUGUCCCAAAAUAGGUUCUUGCACCCAGUGUGCAAAAGGCUGAUCACGCACAGCGUGGAGGAGCAGUCGGGAGCAAGAGCAGCAGAAGUGCAGUGGGAGCCCGAGUUAGUGGAGCUGUGGGACAGAGCACAAUCCACCAUGUCCUGGUGGAAUAGGGCCCCAAACACCACUAGGAUGCACGUUGAGCUGACCAAGAGCUCCCAGGACUGCCAGCCUAAUGAAGUGCAUGCAUUUAACUUCCCUUUGUCAAGUGCUGGCAAAGAUAAUCCUCAGGGAAGCUUUGACUGUGUCCAGCAAACAGGCUCAAGUUACGGAGCGUUGCAAUUCAAACUCACGACCCAGGCAGAAAAGGCAUCACAAAAUCAAGGUGCAGAGGUUACUGAUGGACCUGAUGGGCCAUUUUCAGGUUUGCAGUUGAACACCAGAAAGGCAGAGUCCAGGGAGCAGCCAGCAUGGAAAGGAAGAAAAACGGAGGUCAGAAGAGUGCCACAAAACACUCCAGAUGCCGUGCCUGAGAGAAAAAGAACAACACCCAUGAACCCUGCAAACAUCUUCCAGAGAAUUUCCAGUGGAGUUUCUGGCCGACCAUUCAAGGACAGGGUAAUUCACUUGUUGGCUCUGAAGAAUUACAAGAAGCCAGAGUUACUUGAUCGCUUGCUGAGAGAUGGAGUCAUGCAAAAGGACAGGGGUACCCUUGAAAUGAUCCUUCAGCAGGGGUUAAAGAAACUUUCAGUGCCUCCACAGACCCUGUGUCAUCAACGGAACAACCAGACUACUUCAUGUGAAAAAUACACAGCUAUAGUGUCCUAUGAGCAACGCCAGAGCUACAAGGACGACUUCAAUGCAGAGUAUGGCAAAUACCAGAAUUUGUUGGCUCAGACAGACAGCAUUGCCAAGAAAUUCAGGAAGUUUAAUGAUCAGCUGAAGUUUGUGACUCAGGGGUCCACAGAAUAUCAGAUGCUUUGUCGUCAAGUCCUGGCAGAGCAUCAGAAGAUACAACAGUGUAGCCCCACCUACUCUGAAUUGAAGAAGAGAUGUCAGUACCUACACAACAAGCUGUCUCACAUUAAGAGACUAAUCCAAGAAUUUGACAAACAGCAAGAGGAGUCCUGUCACCAGUCAUCUGCUUUGGCCAGGACACAUUUAUGA
Messenger RNA from Neopelma chrysocephalum (saffron-crested tyrant-manakin), 1258 nucleotides. Its product is annotated as RNA polymerase II elongation factor ELL2-like. The transcript has 10 exons. Gene Ontology annotation, biological process: transcription elongation by RNA polymerase II; snRNA transcription by RNA polymerase II; positive regulation of transcription elongation by RNA polymerase II. Gene Ontology annotation, molecular function: cis-regulatory region sequence-specific DNA binding. The coding region runs from base 17 to 1258 and encodes 413 amino acids. Gene Ontology annotation, cellular component: transcription elongation factor complex. NCBI's taxonomy places the organism in Eukaryota, Metazoa, Chordata, Aves, Passeriformes, Pipridae. The record is from RefSeq and is a predicted model, not a curated record.